UUUUAUUCUCUCAACUAAAAAAGGAAACCUUUCCUCAAAAUAAAUCAAGCUUUAAAUCUCUCAUUUUACUACCCAAAAACAGAGAACGAAACCUUUUCCCAUGAGAUGAGAACGCAUUUGCUAAAACUGAUACUUGCAGUAUCUCUACCAACUACAUUCUUGAUCGGAAUCUCCAUCGUCUUAAUCUUCAUCCUCUGCAGAAGAAGAAGAAGAACAACAACAGAGUCCAAUGAACUCCAAUACGACGCUGAAUCUCCUUACGAGAAACAAGACUUCUCCGGGUCAGAAACAGAGGAGGAGGAGGAGGAGCUUGUCAUCUUCGAAGGAGGAGAAGAUCUCACCAUCUGCGACAUCCUCGAAGCUCCCGGAGAAGUCAUCGGCAAAUCAAGCUACGGAACACUAUACAAAGCGAGUUUGCAGCGAAGUGGGAAAGUCAGAGUUCUUAGGUUCCUUCGACCUUUAUGUGCAGUGAGAUCGGAUCCGGAGGAGUUUGAUGGCGUCAUCGAGUCGCUUGGAUUUGUCAGACAUGAUAACUUGGUUCCUCUGUUAGGUUUCUACGUUGGAAACAGAGGAGAGAAGCUUAUGAUUCAUCCCUUCUUCGCCUCCGGGAAUCUCUCCGAGUUCAUUAGAUUUUUGGCAGGUGGAGAACUUGAAUCACACAAAUGGAGCAACAUCUUGAGCAUCACCACUGGAAUAGCCAAAGCUCUUGACCAUCUCCACACAGGAAUGCAGAAACCUAUCGUUCACGGGAACCUCAAGUCCAAAAACGUUCUCUUGGACCAGAGUUUUAGGCCAAGAGUCUCUGAUUUCGGCUUGCAUUUGCUCUUGAAUCUUGCGGCUGGGCAAGAGAUACUAGAGGCUUCAGCUGGAGAAGGGUAUAAAGCGCCUGAGUUGAUUAAGAUGAAGGAAGUGAGCAAGGAGAGCGAUGUUUACAGUUUCGGUGUGAUCAUGCUUGAGUUGGUUUCGAGUAAACUGCCAACGAACAAGAGUUCAACUACUAGUUCUGUUCUUGACCAUGAGAAAUUAUUGGAUUUGUGCCGUUCUGAGAUUCUUGGCAGAUGUGGUGAGGAAGAUGUGACCAAAGAGUAUGUUCUUGAAUACAUUGAGCUGGCGAUGUCUUGUUGCUCUCCAUCGCCUUCUAUUAGACCGAGCUUCAAGCAAGUGUUGAGGAAACUUGAAGAGAUCAAGAAAUGAUGCCUAGUAGCAAACUGACUAAUCUGCGGUACAAACAAGCCAAGAGAAAGUUUUGAAUCUUUCAAUCAUUCAGAUACUUUCACCAUCGAUAACAGCGUAGAGCAGAUGAUUCAGGGGA
Molecule: messenger RNA, 1312 nt
Organism: Brassica oleracea var. oleracea
Lineage: Eukaryota; Viridiplantae; Streptophyta; Magnoliopsida; Brassicales; Brassicaceae
Product: putative kinase-like protein TMKL1
Exons: 2
Coding region: 106-1194 (362 amino acids)
Biological process (GO): protein phosphorylation
Molecular function (GO): protein kinase activity; ATP binding
Source: RefSeq, a predicted model, not a curated record